Molecule: messenger RNA, 562 nt
Organism: Moneuplotes crassus
Lineage: Eukaryota; Ciliophora; Spirotrichea; Euplotida; Euplotidae
Source: the annotation of a GenBank genome assembly
GAUUGAAGGCCGAACAUUAUCGAGAUAAUCAAACCCAUUGAUGAUGAUUCUUCAUCUUUGGAACUGAACUCUUGAAGAGCUUCCACAAGCGAUUAGGACUCUACCAAAGUCUCUGUGGGAUACUCUGAAAUUCUUGAUUCGGAUCUGCCCAGUAACUAAAGGCAAAAGUCUAGCAAUGUUUCUGGCAUAAAAGCUGAACAAUACUGAACCUGAAUAUUUUGCAUCCAAGUAAAGUCUUUUUAGUUCGUUCACUUUUAACUGACUUAAUAGCUUGUUAAGCUUCUUGUCAUUUUUCUGGAUGCCAUAGAAAGCAAUAUACUCCAGUUUCUCUACUUUUGGAGCCAACUUAGCUAUCUUUGACAAUGCUUGUUUAUCUUGAGGGUUGCCAAGAAACAUUGAAAUACGGUCAGCCCUCUUCUUCCUGAGUGCAAUAUAGUAAUAUUGUUUGGAUAUUGUAUCUAGUAUCUUCAUAUAAUUUCUCUCAGCUUUUUUGUGCAAAGCAUAUUCACUGGAUGCUUUUCCUCCUUUGAACUUCCUCUUUAGGCUGGAGUGAGAUUUAUCC